Molecule: messenger RNA, 1173 nt
Organism: Dichomitus squalens LYAD-421 SS1
Lineage: Eukaryota; Fungi; Basidiomycota; Agaricomycetes; Polyporales; Polyporaceae
Exons: 9
Coding region: 1-1173 (390 amino acids)
Source: RefSeq, a predicted model, not a curated record
AUGGAUGCGGUACGACGUUCCCAAUCGCAACUCAUCCGCAAGUACAACAAGGCUGCACGCGGCAUCGCCCCGAUGUACAGCCCGUUCAUGCAAGCCAAUGCUGCCUUCUCUGUCGGGCUAGACAUCGAAAUUGAAGGCAACGAUGAAGAGGACAACGAAACGGAUCCGCGCUCCUGCCGACACAACAGCUAUCAUCGCGCGGGCAACGAGGGAUCUGGCAUUGGGUACGGAUGGAACAUCAGCUCACAUCACGUUGCAUGCGAACACAUGCUUUGUGUCAUGCCAAAUCUCAAGAGCGACCUCGAUUACCUUUUGCAGGACCCGGACAGAGUCAACAGUCGGGUUCGCGCGAUACGUCGCGACAAUUGUGGAAAAUUCCGCAACGAGGUUCUCAAUUUGAUGCGCCAUAUCCCAGAAUUUGCGCACCUCAACAUUGUGCAUAUUGAGAAGACCGAACACGGGUGGAAGAACGACUUGACGGCGCGCCUCCUGUGUCCUAUGCAACUGAUCCCCAGAUUUGAUCGUGAUCCCGCUCAGUUCCGUGCUGACGUGCGCAAUGCCAAGACCGAGAUUCAUUGCGACGACUUCUUCUCAGCUUUGUAUGAUACUGACAUGCAUGAUCCGGAGGAUUUUCUCAGCGGCCUGUUUCGUGGGCCGCUCCUCCUCAAAACGUUUGAAUGGUUGUUCUGUGGCCGAAAAGUUGCUAGGGGGACACUACAAUUCGGCGAGAAGGCAUCCGGCAAGGAGCCGUUCCUCGCUGCGUACAAGAUAACCCAAAUCACACCCCAGAUGAUUGCCUACGCCGCUUGCAUCCUCCGAUUUGCUCUGAACAGCCAGAGUGAGUGGUCCCGAAAAGACGGCAAUUUUGAUGUGACAGGUUUCCACACCAACAUCGCAAUGUCCUUCAUCCUCGAUGAAUGGGCGAAUGACACUCUGGCCUGGUGGGACAAAUGGCGAUUUUUGGAUCAGCGAAGGGUGCAUCCAGUGCAGCCCCUGUCGCCGCUGGUCCUCGCACAGGCUCCAUGGCGGCACAGCUUGCCGAUCGGAUUGUCGCUCAAGCAUCCUCCGGAUAAAAUGCGCACUGACUCCCAACCAGUUCUUCAAUAUGGCAUCGGCAUCGGCAUCUACGUCAAGGAUUCCUCAAGUGCACGGCCCCUCGUCUUCUUCAUCUGA